GCUCUUGCCAUGCCGGAGCUGGGACUGAAGAGUAAGUGGUCCUCAUCUCCGCUUCUCGGUGUGCCUCAGCAUGUGGUUGAACCCAUGCUGAGGAGAAGUGAGCGAGAGCCUUAAACAGUGCAUUGUCUUACACAUGAAGCAGUAGAGGCCCAGGCUAAAGCCCCCACACUCCCUAGCUCCCUACCCAAAGUUGAGGGUUUCCCAGCAGCUGUAGGCAUCUGCUGGUCUUACCAACAGAGAUGCUUGUAAGGUGUGUGUGACAGCUCAGGGUGUGGCCCAGGGCUCUCUCUCUUGGAGUUGGAGUUCUUAGUGACUUGAGUGGAGACACCACCUAUGCGCAUCCACAGUACUGACACCCUCUCCUUGCUGUCCCAGGCACUCAGUCCUCAGUAUGUUUGCCCCUUUACCAAGCCCUUCUCCCAGGCUUCCUGGAUACAUACUUUAAUAAAACCGCACAUAAAUGAAUGAUUUGGUGCCUAGCGUCCUGCUCUGUCUAUGAUUGUGAAUGAGCAGAGGUCACCACCCUAGAUUGGCUGAGUUGAUGUAAUGCCGUGCGUGUGCUUCUAUCUCGUGUCCGGGGCUCCUAGCGGCUUCCUUUGUAGAAACCCUUUCUGUCUCCCCUCUUUAACCCCUCUGAGCUUCUGGCUCUGAUCGUUCCUCCCCUGUUGUAUGAACCACUUCAGGUUCUGCCAACUUGGGUAUUAAAAGGUCUUCAACUGGGUGGCCGGUGCUGUUACCUGUGAUUGUCACCUGGUCCCUGGUCUUUUCACCGGAGUGGCCUGAUGAAGAAACUGACAAAAAGAGAAAGAUCUUUGAGUGAGCUGUGCUCUUGUUGCUUGGCUGGGGAGCCUGACUCAGUGAUGGCUCUGAACCAGUGUCAGCUGAGCUCCUGGCAGAACCCAAGGAGCAGGACAGCAAGUCAGCAUCUGGGAAGGGGAGCCAGGGCAGCUGGGUUCGCAGUCAGUGUGAGCUUGGAAACACUAUAUUUCCUCAAAUCCCUGAAGUUCAGCCACCAAAAUUAUAGUAAGUACUUAUUCCCCAAACUGCGCUAAAUUGUGAGGGAAAGGUCAUGUUUUCCCUCAAGUCGCUGACAGGCUAAUGAGGCAGAAAGACACAUAACAAUAAAUUGGUCUCAUUCUCUCUCACCCUCCAGCCAUAAAGCCAGUGCUGUCACAUUGUAGCCCGAGCUCCCUCCAUUGCUGCUGCCAUCCCUAGCCAUGACAGUUACUCUCUGAAGCCUUAACUCCCCGCACACCGGCACCCUUUCUUUCUGGCACUGCUUCUGUUGAUGUCUGUGGUAUCAACAGUGAGAAGAUGAUACGCCCUGUGCCUGAUCCCCCGCCUCACCGUCCUGCCUCCCUUCAGAGAGCUUAGGUUCACUGCUCCCAGAGAAUCUGUCCUGCACCUUUCUUUGACCGUUCUCCUGUCUCUGAAGCUCACUCCUCUUCCUGCAGAUCUAGGUUUUCACUCUCUCUGGCUUUGUAAUCUGUGGAACCCACCAUGUUUCUUGGCCUUCAGCUUCCUCUGUUACAGAGCUGAGUCUGCUCUGUUGUGGCACUCUUCAAUAUCAUCAUCCCAGACCACCAUGCCGAUGCCUUUUCUCCUCCCCGCCUCGCCCCCUCGGGCUCUGUGGAUCAGCUCGUGGAAGGUCUUCUGGGUGGUCUGUCUCGAUGGGAUGCUGAACACUUCCUGUUUAUUGCUGAGCACGGCUACCUUUAUGAGCACAACUUUGCCUUCUUCCCUGGCUUCCCCUUGGCCCUGCUGAUGGGAACUGAACUGCUGAGGCCCCUGCAGGGCCUCUUGAGCGAGCGCAGUUGCCUGCUGGUCUCGGUAGCACUUGUCAACUCCCUGUUCUCUGUGCUGGCCGCGGUUGCACUUCAUGACUUGGGCUGUCUGGUUUUGCAGUGUCCUCGUCAGGCCUUUUGUGCAGCACUGCUCUUCUGCCUCAGCCCUGCCAGUGUUUUCUUGGCAGCUGGCUACUCGGAAGCUUUGUUUGCCUUCCUGACAUUCAGUGCCAUGGGGCAGCUGGAGAGGGGCCGAGGCUGGGCUAGUGGGCUGCUCUUUGCUCUUGCCGCUGGGGUGCGCUCCAACGGGCUGGUCAGCGUGGGCUUCCUCCUGCAUUCUCAGUGCAGAGGCUUUUAUUCUUCUCUGGUGGUGCUGAACCCCUUGAAAGGGCUGGUCAAGCUCAUGGCCUCUCUGUGCUUGUCAGUGCUCACGGUCAGCCUUCCUUUUGCCCUCUUUCAGUAUUAUGCCUACACCCAGUUCUGCUUACCAGGCUCAGCCCACGCCAUCCCUGAGCCCUUGCUGCGGCUAGCUUCGGACAGAGGCUACCGGCUUGCAGGAGACAGUGAGCCCCCGUGGUGCUCCCGGGCUCCUCCUCUAAUAUACAGCUAUAUUCAGGAUGUCUACUGGAACGUCGGUCUUCUGCGAUACUAUGAGCUCAGACAGGUGCCGAAUUUUCUCCUAGCUACACCAGUGACUGUACUGGUUGUGUGGGCAACCUGGACAUAUGUGACCGCCCACCCUUGGCUCUGCCUUACCCUUGGGCUGCAAAGGACCAAGGACAGGGAGAGCCUGGAGAAGCCCCAUCCUGGCUUCCUCAGUCCGAAGGUGUUUGUGUACCUGGUCCACGCUGCAGCGCUGCUGGCCUUUGGAGGUCUGUGCAUGCAUGUCCAGGUUCUCACGCGACUUCUGGGCUCUUCCACUCCCAUCAUGUACUGGUUUCCAGCUUACCUGCUUCAGGAUCGAGAACCACUGUUGAGAUGUGUAGACACAGCCCCUCAGAAGCUUCUUGAGGAGAAUUCCCCACCAGGACAAAAGGCCCCCAGAAACUGUGUCAUGAAACUCUUAUACAACUGGAAGACCUGCUCUCCAGUCACAAAAUGCAUUCUAGUCUACUUCCUGACCUACUGGCUCCUGGGACUAAUUCUGCAUUGCAACUUCCUGCCUUGGACUUGACCUGGACUCUAGGGCAAGCUGGAAGCUAAUUUAAGCCUGGUCUGAAAGCUGUAAGACACCCCGACUAGGACUGCCUGCACACUCCUGGAGCACUGUCCAGUGGGAUUUCCCCAUGUCUCUCUGGCGGCCAGUUAAGAAGGGAAAAUGGGAGCCUCUCAUCCUGGGCGGGGUGAAUUUAGGGGAGUAACUUCACUGCUCAGUAGAUCUGUCUCAAAUCUUCUGGUCAACAAGUACGAGGCAAUCUUGAACCUACCUCUGAUCCAUGUGUAAGUCUUCAUCUUUUUGUUUUUCCAUAGAGGGUUUCUCUGCCUAGCCCUGGUGUCUUGGAACUCACUCUGUAAACCAGGUUUGUGCAGACCAGGCUAACCUGGAACUCAAGAGAUCCACCUGCUUCUGCCUCCUGAGUGCUAGGAUUAAAGCCAUGAGCCACCACUGCCUGGCCUGGUGGGUAAAUUUAAAUGUUUGCUCAAAUCACAGGCAACAGCCUAGUCCAUUCAUGACGAUGGAGACAGUGCAGUGUAA
Molecule: messenger RNA, 3480 nt
Organism: Rattus rattus (black rat)
Lineage: Eukaryota; Metazoa; Chordata; Mammalia; Rodentia; Muridae
Gene: Pigv
Product: phosphatidylinositol glycan anchor biosynthesis class V
Exons: 3
Coding region: 1765-2958 (397 amino acids)
Biological process (GO): GPI anchor biosynthetic process
Cellular component (GO): mannosyltransferase complex; endoplasmic reticulum membrane
Molecular function (GO): GPI mannosyltransferase activity; alpha-1,6-mannosyltransferase activity
Source: RefSeq, a predicted model, not a curated record